This is a messenger RNA of Bactrocera oleae (olive fruit fly), 1253 nucleotides long. Its product is annotated as GILT-like protein 1. Gene Ontology annotation, molecular function: oxidoreductase activity, acting on a sulfur group of donors, disulfide as acceptor. NCBI's taxonomy places the organism in Eukaryota, Metazoa, Arthropoda, Insecta, Diptera, Tephritidae. The record is from RefSeq and is a predicted model, not a curated record.
UUGAUGUCGGUAGUCAUGAGAGACCAUAUGUAGUACAGAAAUCGCCAACAGUGUUCUCCAUUCGUUUGCGUACUGCCAAAACGUAAAGACGUCGUGGAGCUUUUUUUGUACGCGUACGCGAAAGCGUUUUUUUAACGGUACCUUAACGUCAUCUUAGUAAAACAUAAGAAUAGGAAUAACAAAGCUAUUGCCAAAACUAUACAAAUUAUUUGUUUGUUCGAUUACGCGAAGUUAAUUCAAAUUUGCUGUGUUUAGCAAUAAACUAAUAAAAAAUAGAACGAAAUUAAAAUAAAAAGGCACCUCAAAGACGGAUGCUCGUAAAUCUUAGCUGCUCAUUAAGGUCAUAAGAAUUCGGCUACGGUUCGCUACCGAAACUCGUCGCAAUGUUGAAAACCGAAAUUAAAUGGUCGGUGUUUUUAUUGCUCCAAUUUGUGUUUGUUGUGUCGACGGGCGCACAAGGCGGCCAAAGUGUUGCUGCAAACAAGCUUGACGUUACCAUUUUGUAUGAAUCUCUUUGUCCGGACAGCAUUCGAUUCAUGGGCAGGCAGCUGGCACCAGCCUAUGGAAAUCUCAAACAGAACUUAAAUAUAAAUCUGGUGCCGUUCGGGAAAUCACGUUCUGUCAACCUUGGCAGUGAUUUCUAUUGCCAGCAUGGACCUGCGGAAUGCGCUGGAAAUCGUUUGCAAUCUUGUGUCUUGAAUCAGCAAAGCACGCAGGAUCAGCGAGUACGCUUUGCCAUCUGUCAAAUGUUGGCGAAGGAUAAACAGAACGUGGAAGAUUGCACCGACUUGGUGGGUCUCAGCAGCGACGUUGACGGUUGUGUUAAAACGACCGUGGGCACACAGUUGCAAUUAUUGGCAGAGCAGGUGACAAAUCAGUAUUCGCCCUUAUUUGUGCCAACCAUCAUUUACGAUGGUGUUUUCAAUCAACAACUUCAGGAUGCUUCGUUGUACGACUUCCGUGGUACUGUUUGUACGCUGCUGCAGAAACGCGGCAUCGUCAAUGACUCGUGCAGCGAGUGAGUCGGUUGUGGAGCAGCGGCAAGGGGAGUGAGCAGUGUGGUUGACGCAAUGUAGCUUUGAAAAUAUAUUCAGAAAUGUAUUUAACGGCGUAUUACUUGCAAUUAAAAUUACUAUAAAUUUUUUUAGUGAAAUAAUGUGGUUUCUUCAUAACUAAAAUAGUUUAACAAAACCCAAAAUAUGUAUUGUUAUUGUAAAUAUAAAAUGGCAGAAUAUUGAAUGCUCUACAAAAAA